This is a messenger RNA of Phycomyces blakesleeanus NRRL 1555(-), 846 nucleotides long. RefSeq lists its product as hypothetical. The transcript is spliced from 2 exons. The record is from RefSeq and is a predicted model, not a curated record. Lineage: Eukaryota; Fungi; Mucoromycota; Mucoromycetes; Mucorales; Phycomycetaceae. The coding region runs from base 1 to 846 and encodes 281 amino acids.
AUGGAUUCUUACGGACCAGAUAGAGUCAUUCUAUACCAGCAAAAAGGUCACGAUUUGUGGUUCAAUAGAAUCAAAAUGUCGCCCACACCAGGAAAGGUUGUUUACCUAAAAUCAGCGUACAGACUGUCCAGCCAGACUGUCUGUAAGGUUUCCGCUUUAAGCAUUAAGACAACAUCGUCACAACCAAAAAAUCAAACAAAUGAUGAGAACAAUAUUAAAAUAUAUGACUAUAAGACAUCAGUUCUAUUAGCUUUCAAUGUACUACAACAACCUGAAAAAGAGCAAGAGAAAAAACUAUUGAUAACUGAAUUAGGGGACCUAGAACCUGUGGUCUAUGUUGAUCGCGAAGGGGAAGAACACUACUUGCUGGCUGCGCCAAAAGGGAACAUCCCCCAGUCUUCUUUACCUCACACAGAUACAAGAUACCAAAAUAUAGGAUUAUGCUUAAUUGAUAAUGAGAAUUCUAAAAAAUUAGUGUUGGGAGCAAAACCCGUGAACGUUUUGCUUGCUUCGUCUACACGUCUGAAAAGCAAUCAAUUACCGAUUGUUGGUGCCUCUAGCUCGAAUGGGUUUAUGCCAAGUAGGGUAACAAGGGUUUUUAUUGAAAAGCGCAAACUUAAAGAAAUUGAAAUAAUGAUGAAAGCAAAUACACAACUUGACGAAAUUAAAUCCUCUAAUCAACAUGUACUCUACCCGUUCGAUGAACAUUCUCAGUUUCGCCAACUAAGAUCCAAGCUUGAUCGAUUGUCCACCUACACGUGUUACCGAUUUUCGUUCAAAUUUACCGAUGAUGCUCGAAAAAGACCUUGGACAAUAUGGACAAUCGAAUAUCGCUCACAUACUUAA